AUGAAGUGAGCAACUUUGCACAUACCUCUCCUACUUUGCACCGAGGGGUCCUAAUCGAGCGGCGACGCCAUCUCGUCACAGCUACAUCCAACUCGAAAAGCUCGGAGAAGGCACCGUGAGCUCCCAUGUUCGGGAACUUGACGUGUGCAUACCCCAACUGAUCAUCAGCUCAUCGUGGCUUGAACUCACAGUACGCCACCGUACACAAGGUCGGUCAAGUGCCCCUCGCAAUCCCCGAAUGACGUUCAGCCGCCGGUUCCCCGGGCGACGGGCUAUGGGUUGUCGUGGCUACGGGACAUCGUUUUCGCUGAACCUUUGCCGCCAUUGAUCUCAUAGGGAAGGUCACGUAUCACGAAUGAACUGGUUGCUCUGAAAGAGAUACACCUCGACGCCGAGGAAGGCACUCCCUCGACCGCGAUCCGCGAGAUCAGUCUGAUGAAGGAGCUCAAGCACCCCAACAUUGUUCGCCUGUACGACGUCAUCCACACCGAAGCCAAGCUUAUGCUCGUAUUCGAGUUCAUGGACCUCGACCUCAAAAAAUACAUGGAUUCGCACGGUGACCGAGGCGCGCUCGAGCCCGCCGUCGUCCGUUCCUUCAUGUGGCAGUUGCUCAAGGGCACCGCGUUCUGCCACGACAACCGAGUCCUUCACCGUGAUCUCAAGCCGCAGAAUCUGCUCAUCAACAAGAAGGGCGAGCUCAAACUCGCCGAUUUCGGUCUCGCGCGUGCGUUCGGUAUCCCCGUCAACACGUUUUCCAACGAGGUCGUCACACUGUGGUAUCGCGCACCCGAUGUCUUGUUGGGCUCAAGAACAUACUCGACCAGUAUUGACGUAUGGAGCGCCGGGUGCAUCAUGGCAGAGUGAGUGAUAGAGAAUGCCAAAAAUCUCAAGACCGGCCGCGCGAGGAAAGUUGACCGACGAACGUGCGCUCUCAGGAUGAUCUCGGGUGUACCCCUGUUCCGAGGACGAGACAACAACGAUCAACUGAACCAGAUCUUGCGAAUCCUGGGGACCCCGGAUGAAGCCACACUGCGUCGAAUCGCCUCCGAAUCGGUGAGCCUCGAUGCGUAACAUGCGCUCGGCACCCUCGCUGCGACGCUGAUUUUGGAUGCUCUGCUCGAUUGCAGCCCGAGAUCCAACUUCGACCAUUCCCUCGAUUAAAUAGGGUCCCUUUCGCUUCGCUCUACCCGAAAGCCCACCCCAUUGGUGAGUGAUCAUAAGCUCAAUCAGUCGAGAAGGGUAACAAGACUGGAAGCUUAUGUGGUGACUCCACAGCUCUCGACCUGCUCGACAAGCUGCUCCAAUUUGAUCCCGCUCGUCGUAUCGACUGCACGACUGCGCUUCACCAGUACGUGUACAUUCACACGCGGGAAGGCAUCUCUGGCUGUACUGACGUAGACUCUUCCGUCACACCUCAUAGCCCGUACUUUGGGCAAGCGGCGCAGCAGCAGACGGCGCAGCAACAACAACAGAGCUCAUUACAGCAGCAGCAACAACAACAGGCGCAAGCUCAGGCUCAAGCCCAAGCACAGUCGCAAGCUCAAUACAGGGCUCAACCUGGUGCUUAUGCUGCUCAGGGCUAG
Microbotryum saponariae is the source of this 1583-nucleotide messenger RNA. The record is from the annotation of a GenBank genome assembly. NCBI's taxonomy places the organism in Eukaryota, Fungi, Basidiomycota, Microbotryomycetes, Microbotryales, Microbotryaceae.